AUGGAAGAACUCAACAAGAUGAUAGCUCAGACUUCAGUGUAUGAUUGGGAAAGAGAACUUCAAGCCUUUGAUGAUUCAAAGGCUGGUGUAAAGGGACUUUUGGAUGCUUGUGUCAGAAGUUUACCACGUAUAUUCUUACACAACCAGUAUGUGGCUGAAAAGCAAUCAGACUCCGAGAUGGUUACAAAGUUUAGCAUUCCAGUCAUAGAUUUUGAAGGCUUGGGAAAGAGUGCAGCUCAACGGGCUGAUAUUGUACGAAGAAUUAAAGAUGCUUGUGAAAACUGGGGAUUUUUUCAGGUAGUUCACCAUGAGAUCCCAUUAAGUGUGAUGGAGAAAGUAAUAGAAGGUGUUCGCCAUUUUCAUGAGCAGAAUUUUGAGGUGAAGAAAGAGUUCUACUCCCGUGAUGUUACAAGGAAGUUCAGCUAUAAUAGCAAUUUCGAUCUACAUAAAGCACGAGCAGCUAAUUGGAGGGACACCCUUUCAUGUGUUUUUGUUCCUAAUCCUCCUGAUCCCAAAGAAAUGGCUAAGGUUUUAAAUGUUUUGAUCAAAUAUGUGGAGUAUGUGAUGAAACUGGGUGUUACUCUAUUUGAGUUACUUUCAGAGGCCCUAGGACUCAAUCCAAAUCACUUGAAAGACAUGGAAUGCGCCAAAGGGCUUGUCCUCGCUGGUCAUUAUUAUCCAACAUGCCCUGAACCAGAUCUCACUUUAGGCCUUAGCAGUCACACAGAUGGUGGCUUCUUGACUAUAUUAUUACAGGAUCAAGUUGGUGGCCUCCAAGUCUUUCAUGAAAAUCAGUGGUUUGAUGUUCCUUUCGUGCCAGGAUCUCUAAUUGUGAACAUUGGAGACCUUAUGCAGCUAAUCACGAAUGAUAAGUUCAAAAGCGUUCAUCACAGAGUGCUGGCAACUAAUGUAGGACCAAGAAUUUCAAUGGCUAGUCUUUUCAUAAUGAAUUUUCAAGAAGGCAGUGGAUCAGGACUAUGUGGGCCAAUCAAGGAGUUACUAUCAAACGAAAACCCUCCAAUGUACCGAGAAACCAGCAGAAAAGAGUAUGUCACAUAUCUAUACAGCAAAGGACUCGAUGGAACUUCUUUAUCGUCAAAUUUCAAAUUACAGAAAUAG
Messenger RNA from Capsicum annuum, 1119 nucleotides. RefSeq names its product 1-aminocyclopropane-1-carboxylate oxidase homolog 1-like. The transcript is spliced from 3 exons. NCBI's taxonomy places the organism in Eukaryota, Viridiplantae, Streptophyta, Magnoliopsida, Solanales, Solanaceae. Bases 1 to 1119 code for a protein of 372 amino acids. The record is from RefSeq and is a predicted model, not a curated record.